This is a messenger RNA of Lodderomyces theae, 1224 nucleotides long. It is a transcript of the gene HAT1, whose product is annotated as histone acetyltransferase catalytic subunit. Gene Ontology annotation, biological process: subtelomeric heterochromatin formation. Lineage: Eukaryota; Fungi; Ascomycota; Pichiomycetes; Serinales; Debaryomycetaceae. The record is from RefSeq and is a predicted model, not a curated record. The coding region runs from base 1 to 1224 and encodes 407 amino acids. The transcript has a single exon. Gene Ontology annotation, cellular component: nucleus. Gene Ontology annotation, molecular function: histone binding; histone H4 acetyltransferase activity.
AUGUCAUUAGAAAAUAGUAAACAGAUAUCGGCAGCAUCCUUGCAGCCUGAGGUAUGGACAUCCUCCUCAAACGACGCCCUCAAGUUGUUCAUCACUGAUGGAGAGCAAGCAAUCAAUUUCCAACCUUUGUUCACAUACCCAAUAUUUGGAGACGCUGAAACAAUUUAUGGCUAUAAAGACUUGAAUAUUUUCCUAUGCUUUGACCACUACACGUUCAAGCCAUUUUUGAACAUCAAGUACAAGGAGAAGUUGGAUGAUCCAGAAUUGGUUGAUUUGAAAGCGACGAUGGAUAAGUACGUACCAGAAUGUACCGUAUUCAAAGAUGAAAUUGCGUGGGUUGAUUCAAUAAAUGAAGAGAAAAAGAGUUACCAAAUACCGGGCGCUAGGAUAGAUAGUUUCAAAAAAGACGACAUUGAGUACCAGAUAUACAAGAUUGACUUGAAACUGGCAGCGGGGUUAGAGUUGCAUAAACGGUUACAAAUUUUGGUGUUGUUGUACAUUGAAGCAGGUUCGUUCAUUGAUGCUGAAGAUGACUUGUGGGAUCUUUAUGUACUUUAUGAAAAAGCACCAGAGGAUAAGGAGCCUUCAAUUGUUGGGUUCACGACUGCUUACAACUACUGGAAAUAUCCAGGAGCCAAGAACUUUGACAAUGAGAAAUUGGAGGUUAGAAUAAAAACAUCGCAAUUUAUUAUACUUCCAACUUAUCAAGGACAAGGUUUGGGCCAAUUGUUUUAUAGCCACCUUUGCAAGUACUGGCUAGCAAACAAGGAUAUUGUUGAAAUCGUUGUUGAAGAUCCAAAUGAAGGUUUUGAUGAUAUGAGAGAUCGAGCAGAUUUGAAGAGAUUGGGUGAAUUGGGAUUUGACUUUGACAAGGUUGUUGCCAAGGACAUUGAUCAAGAGUGGAUUAAAAAUGCAAGAGCUCAGUUAAAGUUGGAGAAGCGACAAUUUGCAAGGUUGUUGGAGUUGAUUUUGCUAUAUAAAUUGAAGCACAACAAGGACGUAUCCAAGUCGGAAGUGAGGUUGUUCAUAAAGAGAAGGUUGUACAAGAAGAAUAAGGAAGGGUUGGAUGCAUUGGACGAAGCCACUAGAAGGGACAAGUUACAAACUGCUUACCAAGCUUUGGAAGAAGAUUAUUACAGGAUACUUGGAGAUUUACGACUUCCGGUAAAGAGAAAAUUUGAUGGCAAAGACAGUUUUGAAAGUAAAAAGAAAAAGGCGGACUGA